AUGAGAUCAACAUCCUUCUACACAGGCCUUGCUGCCAUCUCUCUUGGUUCUGGUCUCGCCUCUGCCCAAUGCCAAGUCUAUGGUAUUGACUUUCAGAGUGGCGGUUCCUACUUUCAAAACAGCGAAUUGACGGAUCCCUUCACACUGGUACAAGAGUUCUCGGGCUGUUCAAACGAUACCGCAAACAACAUCUUUGUCGACCCUAAUGGCGACCAAUAUCAAUGUUCAGACACUCCUCUGACGCCAGACUAUGAACCUGAGACUGUUACUUGUAGUGACUGGCCAAAGGAUAAACUCUACUCUGGAGACUGGUCUAUGAUUGUAAUCAGCAACAACGGCGAUGCUGAUCCUAUUGCCUUUCAAAGAGAUUUCAGCCUCUCAGUCGGCACACCAACGACCAUUACCUACACACCCACAGUUACA
Molecule: messenger RNA, 423 nt
Organism: Aureobasidium pullulans EXF-150
Lineage: Eukaryota; Fungi; Ascomycota; Dothideomycetes; Dothideales; Saccotheciaceae
Exons: 2
Source: RefSeq, a predicted model, not a curated record